Messenger RNA from Thecamonas trahens ATCC 50062, 960 nucleotides. RefSeq names its product exosome complex exonuclease RRP42. Bases 64 to 933 code for a protein of 289 amino acids. Lineage: Eukaryota; Apusomonadida; Apusomonadidae. Gene Ontology annotation, cellular component: nuclear exosome (RNase complex); cytoplasmic exosome (RNase complex). The record is from RefSeq and is a predicted model, not a curated record. The transcript has a single exon. Gene Ontology annotation, biological process: U4 snRNA 3'-end processing; nuclear polyadenylation-dependent rRNA catabolic process; U1 snRNA 3'-end processing.
UCCGCAAGGAAGCAGAGGGCAAGUAACGCGAGGCAGCAGAGCGGAGAAGCGUGAAAAGGCGGGAUGACUCAGCUCGUGUCGCCGUCCGAAGUGGCCUUCCUCCUCCAGGGCGUGGCCCACAACCUGCGGUCCGACGGGCGGUCGCGGACGCAGCUGCGGCCGGUGGUGGUGGAGACGGGCCUUGUGUCGCAGGCAAACGGAUCGUCGCGUCUCCGUCGGGGCAACACCGAUGUGCUUGUCGGUGUCAAGCUCUCGGUAGGCGUCCCAGAUCUCGCCGCACCCAACACAGGCCGUGUCGAAGUCGCGGUUGAGUGCGCUCCGUCGGCCUCGCCGCUGUUUGAGGGGCGCGGCGCCCGCGAGGUCAACGCCGGCCUCGCUGCCGCUGCCGCAUCGUAUCUGGCCGCGCCCGGCGCGCUGGAUCUGGAGGCGCUCUGCAUCCGUCCGGACACGCACUGCUGGGUGGUCCACGUCGAUGCCGUCGUCCUGGACUCGGGCGGGAACGUGCUCGAUGCCGUGUGCGCCGCCGCCCGCGCUGCUCUGGCCAACACCACCCUCCCGCGCGUCUCCACCGUCCCGUCCGAGACGCCUGGCGAGUUUGAUCUCGAGGUCUCUGACGAUCCCGACGACGUCAUUGCUCUCGACGUCUCCCGCCUCCCGGUCUCGGUCACCCUCGCUCGACUCGGCGACUUUUACGUCGCUGACCCCACCCUCGAGGAGGAGGCCUGCCAGACCGCGGCGUUCACUGUGGGCGUCACUGCAGACGGCACCCUCUCUGGCGCAACUCUUUCUGGUGAUGGCGGCAUUCCGCCUGCCAUGCUCAUCGAGAUGUUCCAGGUCGCGCGCAAGCUCGGCAUGGCCCUCGUCGCAGACAUGAAUGACCUCGGCGAGCAGGAGGCCAAGCUCGACCGCGAUGUCGUCGGCUUCCUCGGCUAACUCCCCACUAAACACAAGCGCUCACCG